This is a messenger RNA of Laccaria bicolor S238N-H82, 357 nucleotides long. RefSeq lists its product as uncharacterized. The transcript has 4 exons. NCBI's taxonomy places the organism in Eukaryota, Fungi, Basidiomycota, Agaricomycetes, Agaricales, Hydnangiaceae. The coding region runs from base 1 to 357 and encodes 118 amino acids. The record is from RefSeq and is a predicted model, not a curated record.
AUGUCAACACUCGCAGAGGGUUCCCCCAAUCGCCAGCGUUUUUUUGUAUACGCCCCUGACAAGACAGAGGAAGGGACUUUUGAACGGAGACUCUCCGUGAGGCCAACCCAUCUUGAAACAGCAAAAGAACGAACUUUGAAGGGAAUCAUUCGAAUUGGCGGAGCAUUGCUCACACCGGAGUCUAUCGCAACUCCCACCGCCGACAAGAAGAUGAUUGGAUCUACGUUCAUUUGCGAAGCAGGUACCAUUGACGAAGUGAAGGCGUUGAUUCAAUCUGACAUCUACUAUACAGCGGGCGUGUGGGACGCUGAUAAAAUUGUCAUUUUGCCGUUCGCCGCUGCCACUCCGAUACCUUGA